GCAGGCAGCACAGUUCACCUCUUAUCCUGAGGAGUCACUGCUCCCCCUUGCUUCCAGCUCCCCAGAUUGAGCCCUACACCUUGGGGCACUGAGAGUGUCUUUCCUUCCAGAUGGAACUGAUCUGACUUGCAGCGGGUCGCAGGAGCAGCUUAACUGUCUUCUCCAGUAACAAGGCCUGGGGUCAUCAUGGCAGCAGGAGUAGCAGCAUGGUUGCCCUUUGCCAGGGCAGCUGCCAUAGGAUGGAUGCCAGUGGCCAACUGUCCCAUGCCACUGGCUCCAACGGAGAAGAACAAGAGGCAGGAUGAGCUGAUCAUUCUCAAUGUGAGCGGCAGGCGUUUCCAGACCUGGAGGACUACACUGGAGAGGUACCCGGACACGCUCCUGGGCAGCACUGAGAAGGAAUUCUUCUUCAACGAAGACACCAAGGAGUACUUCUUUGACCGGGACCCUGAGGUCUUCAGGUGCAUCUUAAAUUUUUAUAGGACUGGCAAGCUGCACUACCCCAGGUACGAGUGCAUCUCUGCUUAUGACGAAGAGCUUGCCUUCUACGGCAUCCUCCCUGAGAUCAUUGGGGACUGCUGCUACGAAGAGUACAAGGACCGGAAGCGGGAGAACGCGGAGCGGCUGAUGGACGACAACGACUCGGAGAACAACCAGGAGGGGUCCAUGCCGUCCCUGAGCUUCCGGCAGACCAUGUGGCGAGCCUUCGAGAACCCCCACACCAGCACCUUAGCCUUAGUCUUUUACUACGUCACCGGUUUCUUUAUUGCUGUCUCUGUGAUCACUAAUGUUGUGGAAACUGUCCCGUGCGGCACGGUGCCUGGGAACAGGGAGCUUUCCUGCGGGGAAAGAUACGCUGUGGCUUUCUUUUGCUUGGACACGGCUUGCGUGAUGAUUUUCACAGUCGAGUAUCUGUUGAGACUCUUCGCGGCCCCAAGUCGCUACAGAUUCAUCAGAAGCGUGAUGAGCAUCAUUGACGUGGUGGCCAUCAUGCCCUACUACAUUGGCUUGGUGAUGACCAACAACGAGGAUGUCAGCGGAGCCUUUGUGACACUGAGGGUUUUUAGGGUUUUCAGGAUUUUCAAGUUCUCUCGCCAUUCCCAAGGCUUAAGAAUCUUGGGCUACACUUUGAAGAGCUGUGCCUCCGAGCUUGGCUUUCUCCUCUUUUCCCUCACUAUGGCAAUCAUCAUCUUUGCAACUGUGAUGUUUUAUGCAGAGAAAGGGUCCUCGGCAAGCAAAUUCACCAGUAUUCCUGCUUCCUUUUGGUACACUAUUGUAACCAUGACAACACUGGGUUAUGGUGACAUGGUGCCCAAGACAAUUGCUGGGAAGAUAUUUGGCUCCAUUUGCUCCCUGAGCGGGGUGCUGGUCAUUGCUCUGCCCGUUCCAGUCAUUGUUUCCAACUUCAGCCGCAUCUACCACCAGAACCAGCGGGCUGACAAGCGGAGGGCUCAGAAGAAAGCCAGGCUGGCCAGGAUCCGCGUGGCCAAGACGGGCAGCUCCAAUGCCUACCUGCACAGCAAGCGCAACGGCCUCCUGAACGAAGCCCUGGAGCUGACGGGAUCCACUGAAGAUGAACAGCACACGACUAAAGGCACCUCCUUAAUCGAAAGCCAACAUCACCACCUGCUGCACUGCCUGGAAAAAACAACCGGAUUGUCCUAUCUUGUGGAUGAUCCCCUGUUAUCUGUACGAACUUCCACCAUCAAGAACCACGAGUUCAUAGACGAGCAGCUCUUCGAGCAGAACUGCAUGGAGAGCUCGAUGCAGAACUACCCUUCCUCUCGGAGCCCCUCCCUGUCCAGCCACCACGGCCUGACCAGCUCCUGCUGCUCCCGCCGCAGCAAGAAGAGCACCCACCUGCCCAACUCCAGCGUGCCCGCCACCCGCCUGCGCAGCAUGCAGGAGCUCAGCACCAUCCACAUCCCCUGCAGCGAGCAGCCCUCCCUCACCACAAGUCGUUCCAGUCUCAACAUGAAAUCAGAUGACGGGCUGAGACCGAACUGCAAAGCUGCCCAGAUAACAACAGCCAUCAUCAGCAUCCCCACGCCCCCCGCGCUCACCCCCGAGGGCGAGAGCCGCCCGCCCCCCAGCCCCGGCCACUCCACGAACAUUCCCACCACCACGAGCAACAUCGUCAAGGUCUCUGCCUUGUAAGACGUCUCAUGCACAGAAGGAGGCUGGCAGACCAGUGCCCCCCUCUCCCUCCACACCUCCAUGCUCCUUUCUUGCUGCAAAUUGUGCCUGGAUGGACCAACCUGACGUUUCGCCAUCGCUCAGCGACGGACCCGACGGGGCAGCUUUUCUUCGGGCUCACAUCCCAGCUGUGGACUGAGGAAGGGUUGGGGAAGGAAGGACGAGGCUGGUUAAAGGAAAAACCUGCACGGAGAGUGUGUUGUGCCAGGGUAGAGGGCAAAAAGUCACCCGUGGAGGCCAGAGGGAAAGAAGCAUCAUGGCAAGAAGAGAGUCCCUGCAGAAGCGGAGAUGUAACACUGUGUAUCGCAGCACCUGUGGCAAGGUUUUUAAUGGAUAAUAUUUAUUCAUGAGGAAAUGACUGAACAGGUGAAAAACAAUGGAUUUUGUGAAUUUUUUUUCUUCAUGGAGCAGAACCUUUAGACCAACCAAAAUUUCACUUUGUUUGUUUUGUUGUUUGUUUGUUUGUUUUUCUUUUAUAGGAAAAGAUUUAGACAAGAAGCCACCUGUGACAGAUCCCCCUUCCCAGCCCUGUGUGUGUGUGUGCGCAGCAGCCAGGGCACAGCAGCACUGCCUGCCAGGCAGCAGAGCCUGCUGCCAGCCCUGGGGGCACAGCUGGGACACACAAGCACGUGUCAGCACACAGAUGUGCACACACACACA
Messenger RNA from Apus apus (common swift), 2856 nucleotides. RefSeq names its product potassium voltage-gated channel subfamily D member 3 (gene KCND3). The transcript has 8 exons. Bases 187 to 2157 code for a protein of 656 amino acids. Gene Ontology annotation, biological process: protein homooligomerization; potassium ion export across plasma membrane. Gene Ontology annotation, molecular function: A-type (transient outward) potassium channel activity; protein binding. Lineage: Eukaryota; Metazoa; Chordata; Aves; Apodiformes; Apodidae. The record is from RefSeq and is a predicted model, not a curated record. Gene Ontology annotation, cellular component: membrane; neuronal cell body; voltage-gated potassium channel complex.